AUGUCUGAAGAAAUAGAACAACAAUCCCUCGAGGAGGAGGAAGUUGAAUUUUUUGAAUUUAUCCAAAUAAAUAAAAAAGCUUUAAGAGUGAAGCUUUCGGAGGGAGUUUAUGACGAGAAAAUUCCUUCUCAUUGUUCGUUGCUGGUUUUAUCUAACAUAUACGGAUUUUUCGUCGCUGCAACGAAUAAAGGUUUCAUUUACGCGUCUACACAAGAUCUACGCGACAAAUUCGAAGCUUCCAAAGCCGAUUCAAAGGAACUCCUUACUCAGAAAGUACAUAUUGAUGUACGUGAAGGUCAAGUUAUAUGUCUUCGACUUUCUUCAGAUCAUUUGACACUAGCUGUUUGUAUCAAUAAUGGUCAAAUACUACUUUAUGAUGUUACUAAGGUUGCAUUGGAGUUACAUAGUAUUAAACCUUAUCAAAUAUUGUCAUUUGAUGAUGAAAUUAAAGACGCUCGACCAAAUCCGGGUGAGAAAUACAACUCAAUAGCCAUAUUGCUUAUGUCCGGAAAUGUAUUAAUUAGAGAUUUUCUAAGUGAUGAAGAAAUCGGAACCAUACAGAGUGAUAAAAUUGGAGAACAAAUUACUUCUAUAUGCUGGUCCCCGAAAGGUAAACAAUUAGUAUGUGGAUGUCAAAAUGGUAAACUUAUUAAAUAUACCCCAGAAGGUGUAUCCAAAGGAAUAAUUAAUCCACCUCCGGAUUUAGAACAAAUCGCUUAUUUUGUUGUUCAGGAGAAUGAUUCUGAACAUGAAGUAUACGUAGUGUCUCAAGAACCCAAAAUAAAAACAAAUUACUACAAAUUUCCAUAUAUCUGUGGUCCCUCUGGUCGUGAUAAAUUACCAUAUUUAUAUAUGGAGUCAAUAAAGGACUGGGGUUCAAAUUUAAAAAAUCUCGUAAUUUGCGCGAGCGCCAAUUCAACAGAUAUCAAUACGGUUGCUCGUGAUAAACUGAAUAAUUGGUCAAGUUGGAUUCUUGCAGAUACAAAUCGGGCGGUUCUUCCACUAUCAGAUAUUCAUGAGGAGGAUACAUUACCAGUGGGAUUGGCUCUUGAUUUUACUUGUACUGAUUAUUGGAGUGGUUUGGUAGCCGGAGAAGAAAAACAAAUACCACCAGUUCCUAUAUUAUAUAUUUUGAAUGACGAAUGUGAUAUUCUGGGAUACCGAUGUUUCUAUAAUGACGCAAUUUUUUCAGGCGAGAAUUUUUCAGAAAUAUCACCUCCAAAGGUUUUACCUACUACUGGCCAUUCAUCAGGAGUGAUAUCUCAAAAAAAGGAUUUAUUACCAGACGAAACGAAAUCCGAGAACAUAACACUUCAAAAUAAUCAAGAGCAAAAAUCCUAUAAUAUUAACGCAUCUGAACAGAAGAAUAAAUUCAUUCCUUCAACUCCAAUUAUUAAUAGUAAUACAGAUAAAUUUAAUACAAAAAAUCGAGAACAAAACUCUAUUGAUGACCUUUCCGAAACAACGAUAAAAAAUAAUUAUAAUCAAACUUCGGUUUUGUCUGAAAAAACCAAUCUAACAGAUGCAGAUAAUAAAUUGUCACCACCGUAUACAAUUAAUGAUAUUAAUGAUGAUAUGCCUCAAUAUAAUAAGCGAAGAGCAGAAACGGUGAUUUUAAAUAUUGAUCGAUUUAAUGCUGCUAAGAAUGCUAUUGAUAAGUUCCAUGAAGGAAUAAAAAGGGUGGAAGAAAAUUGUAUCUUAAAAUAUAAAAUGCGGUCAAAUGAGCGAAGUUUAUACAAUAUUAAUUCUUUAUUGAUUGGCGAUUUGCCCUUUAUUAUCUUGGAAACAAAAGAAUUAGAAGAUCGUGCUGAGGAUUAUACUAAAGAUCUUGUUGAUUUAAAACAUCAAGUUCUGAAUUUUUCUGACGAAGUUAGCUUAGGUAACACUAAGGCGAAAAAUGAUUUACAAAGACUUCAAGAUGCUCCCCGAAUUAUUUCCGUGGGUAGUCGUCUAAUGAUACAAAAACGAAUUAAGGACAGGAUAGAGACCGUUUUUAAGAAUGUCAAAGAGAGUAUCAAAGCUUUAGAAACUCAAUUGAACACAUUGCACGAACAAAUCAAAGAAAAAAAGAACUCUGGAUUAUUAAGGCAGUCUCCUUUGGACUAUAUUGAUCGUUCAAUUCGCAAUAUCAGUAAAGGCUUAUAUCAUAAUGUAACCAAGAUUGAUCAUCUGAAUGCUCAGUUAGAUAAACUUUCACAGCAUAUUAUAACAACGGAAAGUGAAGCUUCAACUGAAGAUGUUUCUGAGCAAAUCAUCAAAGAAGUCAAAUCGGUUAUGAAUCCUAAAUUGAAUAUUUCCUAUUCGAUAGAUGCAGCUAAAGCUACAUCCACUUACCUUAAUAAAGAAAGUUUUUGCGAAAAAUUCAAGAAUCUGAAUAGAAAAAAACGGAAAAAUCCAAUUAUAAGCAAUCUUUUCGAAGACAAAGUGAUUGGUGAGAGAAAACCUAUGCCUUCGAUCACAAUAUCACCAAAAAAGAACCUAAGUCCAAUGAAGAUUCGCGAUAUACCAGCACAAUCCUAUGAACCAAAAUUAGUACAUACGCAAGAUAUUCCAAAAAAUAUAUCGAACAUAUCAAGCCCUUCCAAUGAACCACCAUUUAGUAAUCAUUUUCAGACCAAUCUCGAUGAUGAUGAUGCGUUUAUAAAGAUAUCAGUUAUUGAAGGUGAUGAUUCAUCAAGCUUAUCACGGACUUCAGAAUUUCGCCCAACAUAUGAUGAAUCCGAGAAGUCCAAAUCCGAAGGUCUGCCAUCGGAAACUGAAUCUCUUAUUAUAUCCAAAGUGGUAGAAAACGCCACAACCGUAGAGCCAGUAAUAGAUACAGGUAGUGAGAUUAUUCAAGAAAUUAUAGAAACGAAAAACGACUCGAAAUUUGAGAUUACAGAUAAAGAUUUAAAUGAAAACUUUAAUUCGUUUGGAUUUGAAGAGCCAUCAAACUCUAAUAAUUCAUUAAGUCAGCUCAGUGGGAUUAGCGAGUUUGGGAUGACUUCAUCAUUAGGAACAUUAGGUAAUACUGUAAGUGAACCUGUUAUGGGGCAGAAAAUUGUAUUUGGUACAUCAACACCUUCGCCUUCACCUUCACCAUUUGGCGGUAAUAAUGAAAGUAUUCCACGAGCGUUUGCAAUACCACCAACACCACCAAGUAAUGUGAAUGCAUUUGGACCAUUGCCAUCCAGUGUUACGCAAACCCCUACUUUUGGUUCGCCUAAUCCUUUUGGACAGCCGGCAUUUGGUCAAACAGGUUUCGUGCAAAACCCAGCCUUCGGUCAACCAGCUUUUGGUCAACAUGGCUUUGGACAAAGGCCUGCAUCAACACUUGGAGUUAGUCCCGCAUCCAUGAAAGCACCAAGUGGGGGUGGAUUUGCACGAUUUGCGAGUAAUAAUGCGUUCGGAAGUUUUGGUGAAGCGGCAAAUUCUCCUUCUAGAUUAUCUAAAUAUCAAGAAAAUUAUACAAUCAUGCUUCGCUCGUUAUUACUACUACCUACUUUAAGUGCAAGGCAGAAAAUUUGUUUUUAUACAACUUCAAUUACACCUGACGAAAGUCAAGUGAAAUUGAAUAACAAUAAUAACAAUAAUGACAAGGAAACUCUUUUAACUAAAACCGAAAGGGCCGAAAGAGUCGUGAAUUCAUUAAUAGAACAUAUCCAAACAAAACAUAUAGAAAACGUUGGUGAUACUUUUAAAGUUGAAAAGGUCAAAGCUGAUGACACACAAGAAAAUUCUAACGUUGAACAAAAUAAGUCAAGUAACAUAAGUCGUGUAGAAGUUUCUAAUGUAAAUUCUAACGUUGAACCUGUUUCAAAAAAAUCUUUUGCGGAAAGAGCAAAAGCAGGUUUCCCCAAAAAAUUUAUGCCUUCGGAGUUGGCAAAUAAAUGGGAAAAACCAAAAGAAAGAUUGCAAUUAUUUGAUUCAAUUGACUUUGGACCAAUUGGUGUUCCUAGCAGGUUUGUUGAAAUUAGGAAUCUUCCUCAUACAAUAAUUCCUCGUGAUAUACAAAUGCUUGCAGUUGAUAUUCCAAAUGGUAUAAGUGCUAUCAAUGAAAUUUCACCAAUUCGUAAUAAUUUUUUUCAGUUUAUGGGAGCAAUUGAAAUGAGUUUUCAUAGCGAAAAAGACGCCCCCAAAAAUUAUGAAUUAAAACCUAGAAUGCCAUCAAAUAACAUGAGAGGAACUGCUAACAACGGUACCAGCGUUAUUGUAUCUGGUUUACCUAGACAUGUUGCACUUGAACAAAUUAGAGAAUUUAUUACUGAUAUACCCAACAAUCAGCAACAAAUUUGGAAAAAUAUUUUUGAACUACCAGUUGCUGGUGCUUCGCCAAUCUAUUCAAAAUAUUUAAUUGUUAUGAGAACUAAACCUGAAGCCUAUCGUCUGGUGAGAAAAUUACAUAACACUUAUUUCGCAAAAGAUUUUAACAGUAAAAGAUUUCCAAUAAAAGCUAAGAUUGUACUUUUAUCAAUUGGAAAAUGA
Diversispora eburnea is the source of this 4464-nucleotide messenger RNA. Lineage: Eukaryota; Fungi; Glomeromycota; Glomeromycetes; Diversisporales; Diversisporaceae. The record is from the annotation of a GenBank genome assembly.